AAGACAGAAAGCUGAAACCAGAAAGUGUGCCAAAGAAUUGGCCUUACGGUCAAAUGGAGGUAAACUUGAUAUCAGUUGACUUUUGGUAUGUUAGAAAGACGCUGACAGCCGCGAUCAAAAGGGAUGUGUGCGGCUACUGUCACCAGUAAGUCAUGACUACUAUCUACGGGCAUUGAUAUCAGUCUUUGCUUGCGCGCUACAGAGUACAGUAUUUGCGCCGAUCUGCAGCGUCAUAUAUUGACAUCUUGUAAACCGCUGAACGAGACACGAAAUUCGACUGUUCCUUCCUUGGCAGUUGGUCAAGAUGUUGCUGAAGAUGUUGCUGCAUAAACAUUCCGACAUUUUGACCGCCAUCAUUUUGAUGUCAAUGUUUUGCGCUUCGUCGCAGUCGCUAAAACCCCUCAUAAACAGCACAAAUACGUCAGGUAAGAACAAGACGCUUCUAAGCCGUGUUGUAAUGUUUGAGGCCAGCUAAACCAGAUUACACCAACAUUAAUUUGUUUUUAAUUACUCCGUACUCAACUAUCGGGAUAUCCCAACAUAUAAUACCUUUGAUUCGAUUCUUAAAACCAUCGAUUAAUGUCUCCGAAUUAUUGUUUUUUCACCAAAGGAAAUCAUCUUUUGAUGCUUCAUCACUGAAAUUUAUCGAAAUAGAGCGAGUGACAAGCCUAUAAUUAUGUCUUUUUGCACUCACUACUGAUUUGUCACCGUGUUACGCUAAGUUCUUGUUAUGGUCGUAACAGUUGCGUAAUUCAUUUGUGUCAAUGUUGGGUCUAUUUCGACUGAGACCAUUUCUGAUCUAUCUAUGUCGGUGGCUGUCUUAUGGACUAUGUAACAUGCAUGUUUGAAGUCCUGUUGUAUUAGCCAUCGCCAAAACACAGUUCAGACACGUUAAUACUGGUAUCAAUGACGUACAUUUCCAUAUAUUGAUGCAUUCCGGGCGUAAUUCAAGUCACGCAUCCACCAAUUUUUCGCCAAUUUUUUUUUCAAAAACGACUGGCAUUACGAGGCAUAACCUAUUCAGUGUUCAUUCACAAUAGAAGCUUUCAUGAUUCAAAAAAUACACAGACAGCAGCUCAUUAGUUUUUAUUGUAAUAUGUUCGAGAGUCAGUCCUGAUCUAAUGGCUUACUGUUUCUGGCAUGAAAACUAUUUUGGUCUGUAAUCAGCCAAGCUUAUUCUUGGCUCCCUAUUUUCUAUAUUUGCUCUCCAUGAAUCUUUGUUUUGCUUAGGAAACUUUCUGUGUAUCAUGAUAAAAAUGCAUUCCGAAUCGUAAAAUUUUUAAUAUAUUUUUCGUGACUCGUGAAACAUUGAAAAUCAUGAUUCAUGACAUCUCUCGCAGCAGGGGUAUUCCUCAACCCAUUUGAAGAGGACUCAGCGAUCAAAAACGCAUUCCCCUAGAGUAGAACUUCUACCCUCAAAAUAGAGAAAAGUGAGGAUUUCAUCGUUAAAAUAAUGUUUAGAACUUUUCGACAGUUUUUGACCAUAGCGUGUCAAGCAAUAUUAAUCAUCCAUUUACAUCGUGUUCUUUUCCAUCAACUGAUACUUCAGUGGUUCUACUAAUCCCUCUUAGUCUUCAUUAUAAAAUUCAUUAACAUGAUAUCAUCUACACCCUGCUCAGGCUGUAAACCAUUUCACGCUUGAACCCCCCAGAGUUGACUUUCAUACCACUUCUUCUUCUGUUUUCAAUACAUUAUCCUUUUAACAAGUGAUGAUCCAGCAUCGGCAGGACGAUCUCACCUUGAUAAAACUACAAUUUCUCUUGACUAAUUUGCAAUGGAACGUAUUACAACCAGAAGAGAGAAUUACUAUUCAGAUCCUGGGGGGUUAACGGAAUUAGAUGACAGAGCCUUGCUCUCCUGGUCUGAAUAUUUAUUUUUCCUUUUUUAGACAAGGAAUCAUUAACAAGCAACACAACACCAGUGCAUCGUCCGCAGUCUAACGCUACAACAACUGAUAGUACAAUUUCACCAAGUUCCGCCCCAACUGAACUAUUUGAUCUAACAACAAUCAAAACAACAAAUAUUUUUCCCACGACAACAGCCACAACUAGUGGGGAACUCCUUCAGGCAACAGAAACUACUGAAGGCACCAAGAGCAGAACCACAACUAGUAUCGUAGAAGCAAAAGCACGAGCAAAUAAAACACACGAAAGCUCAUCAAGUACAAUAUUGGCUGUGUCUCUCUCGUUAGGAUUUUGUUUAUUAGCUGUAGGAGUCGCUGCAGCUGUAUUCUUUGUUCGCUGGAAAAGGUGAGACACGAAACUUGCUGUAAAAUCUCUAAAAUCCGUGGUGCUGCAUCGGUGGGGGGCAUUACAAAGUAAUUUAGUUUUAUCAGCUGUGGUGAUAAUGUAAAUUUGUCACCGUAAAGAGUCCAUUCCUUUAGCUGACGAUUUGAGCGUUAGCCCGUCGUCAGAGGGGCUCUGGUGAAGGGCUGACGCUCGAAACGUCAUUUUUAAAAACUCUUUACGGUAACCAAUUUACAUUAUCAACUAAGCUGAUAAAACCAAUUUAUUUUGCCUUAAAAUCUGCCCGGCUCUGGCAACUCCUGGUUAUUCCAGCUAUUGUAAUUACGUGUAGUUUAGGCAGAUAAGACUACAACAAGGAUUGUUGUUGUCGUUAUUUCAGUCAAUUGUUUAGAAUUCAUAUGAUUUAUUAACGAUAUAGAACUUUUCCUACCGCCAUUGUUUUCAAUAACACUAAACUAUUCAAUUCUGUUCAAUUAGUUUGGGUGAGCAACGUCCAAAUUUGAAGAGCCUCUAGAAAAAUAAAAGCUGAUAACUUUUACUUUGAAAAAUUUUUAUAUUUUAUUAUUUGAUGUUUUGUGUUUCAUAUGUUAUUCUUAUGUAACCAUAUUUCAAUUGUGUUUUCGUUCUCUCUAAUACUUCCCCCAAAAUAAAGAGGCACGAAAAAACCGUUAAUCAUGCGUAUAUUUUAUCUCAUUUUAGAAUAAAAAAGAUGAAAAAGGGAUUUCAAGAAGAAAUGGCAGUCAUUUGUCUUCAGUAAGUCCCUUUUUCAGUAAACUGUUGAAACACAGUAAAGCAUUUGCUACAUAAGAGAUAAUGGAAAAUAUAAUACACACAGCAGAAGUCUUCACUCCACCUUGGUGAAGCGUAUUCAUGUAUCGGACACCUUCUCAAGCUUGAGUACUUUACCCAUGCAGCCAUACAUGAACUCAUUACAUUCGUUAAUGUGCGCAGUAUUCGAUAUUUUAGAAAAAAAGAUUACAGAGACCUGAAAUCAAGAGAUACGUCGAAAGUGAUGUUUGGCAACCAUGACAACUAAACUUAGGUAUUCGCAUAACAUCCAACUAUUUCCCAAUUAUUUUCAACAUAUUUUUAAGACCCACCCGUGGAUCUAUAGUUAUGAUACCAGAAAUAAGUCUAAACCAACAUAAAACAAUCAUCGAUUCUCCAUCGAGGUCCUCAGAUCUUGACUGCUUCCCUGCCUGGCUGGGAGUUCAUGAGUUCGCUAAACUCUGCCUCACUUUAAAGCAAAGGUUUAACGAUUUGGUUAUUGAAAUCGUCUGUCAUAUUCAAGUUCUACCUCGGAUAUAAGGUGACAGAGCCUAAAUUUGUAAUCUUCUACAGUUUCUUCACGAUUAACUGCAAAAUCAAUCCUAGGAUCUUGUACCAUUGUAUGUACAUGAUAUCAUUGUACUUCUGCCUGCAAGUUACAUGAAUAACUAAGAAGUGAAUAUAUCAGUAAAUAAAUAAACAAAACAUGGCUUUAUAAGCCACAGAGGCUGUACAGGGCCUUGCUGAGUUACAGCAGAUAACAGUUAUUUUCAUUUAUUUCUUUUUUUCUAGCGACGAGCUGGCUUCAGAGGCCCUGUACUGUUCAUGGAAACCUUUCAUGGAUGGAAAUGAAAACAACAAAAUAAAACUUGUCAUUGAAACUUCUACCAGUGACGCGAAUACUUCACGAGCGAACACAUAACAACUGGGAUGGAACAAAUUAAGUAGCUCUGUGUGCACGUAUAGAAGCAUGUCUCGCAGCAAAGGAAAUAUCGACAACAGCUAUAAGUUAUAGAUAGAAUUGUACAUACCCUUUCUUCCUUACACCAACAUACAUAUUGCCAAAAGGCAGGCGGGUUUUCGUGCGCAAAUUAAUUUUAAAUCAUUCAAGUUUUCAGGAGGAUCAAUCAAUUGAAGUUAGUGUUCCAGUUUGAAUAAACCUGCACUGAUUUUGCACUCUGGCGACUUAGCAAAUCAACAUAUAUCGUUUCUGUGUUUAAUAUAUAUCAUUUAUAUUCAUCCGUUCUUCCUUCAUCCUAAAGUAAGUAGGUUAGUAAGUGAAACCUCUUUACAGCAAAGUACCUCUAGCUCAGUUAACUUUGACUGGGGACGUUACAGCUUGAUGACGACGAAAUAAGUGGAGAUGUAAUCUAAGGACUCACUGCAUAUCUCGGGUAUCCGAGACAACCCUUGCACUGAGUGUAACUGGCCGAGCUAACUUCUCACUUAUUUCUUUUAAAAGUCUGUACUUCUAUUCCAAACACUAUUAUUGCACACUCCUGACCAUAACCGUUUCAACUGCUACUCUUGAACGCUUAUUUGGUAUUGUCUAAUAGUAUGGUGUGAGGUAUAAAAUGAAAAGAAACAACACGUAUUUUCCCCUUAUGAAGGUUUUUAUUGCUUAACUAACAGAGCAAUAAUACAAAGGGCUGUUUAUCCUAAAUCUAUCAUCUUAAAACCUUCGAUAAUGGGCGGGGCUUG
Messenger RNA from Pocillopora meandrina, 4715 nucleotides. NCBI's taxonomy places the organism in Eukaryota, Metazoa, Cnidaria, Anthozoa, Scleractinia, Pocilloporidae. The record is from the annotation of a GenBank genome assembly.